GUUUUUGUUUACAGCGGCCAUUCUCAACUCUUCGUGCAAAUAUCUUAAUCCCCUCUCACACUUUGUUAUCCUGAUCACAACAUUUCCAUCCUAUUGGAGAUCAUAGGUACCCUCUUCCUACCAUCUGAGCUUUCUGGCCACCAAGAUGAUGUUCCCUCUGGUGGUUUACAUCAUCCUCUCAUCUUUGCUUUCGAUCACCACCUGCCUUCAUCUCGAACCCCACAACGUUGACAGCCAACUGCUUCCCUCAUACGACUAUAUAAUUGUUGGUGGAGGCACUUCGGGCCUUGUAGUCGCCAAUCGGCUGACUGAAGACCGGAAUGUUACCGUAUUGGUCCUUGAGGCAGGAGAGCUGGAUACUUCUGACAAUAUUGUCACCAUACCUGGACUGGUAGGGCGAGAUCUCUCGACGAUAUACGACUGGAACUUGACCACCACGCCGCAGUCCUUCCUCGACAACGAGACCCGCCCAUACAAUGCAGGGCGCGUGGUUGGCGGGAGCAGCAUUCUAAACGGCAUGGUCUGGACAAGGGGCUCGGCGGCGGAUUACGACGCAUGGGAAGCCCUUGGAAAUCCCGGCUGGGGCUGGGAGGGCUUGCUCCCCUAUUUCAAAAAGAGCGAGAGAUUCACCUCGGAUGUCGAAGCAACGACAAGUCGGGCUCUACAUAUCUAUCCGGACAUGUCAGUACAUGGCACCCAAGGCCCCGUGCAGGUCGGCUAUCCGCGAUUCUUCUACGAGCAAUCAAAGAACUUCCUUCGGGGCCUCGCCGAGCUUGGCAUUCCAAUCUUAUACGAUCCCAACAGGGGCAUUGGGAUGGGUGCCAUGAUCGUUCCGUCGAGCAUGACGCCCACGAAUCAGUCAAGAUCUGAUAGCAGGACUUCGUAUCUCGACGGAGUCAUCGAUCGCCCAAAUCUGCAUCUCGCCACGGAACAGACUGUCACCCGCAUCUUAAUUGGCAAGAGGGACGACCCGUUUGCUCUCCCGCCGCUCAGGCAGUUAAAGCGCGCACUUGGAGUAGAGUUUGCCUCGGCGUCCAAGAACGUCGUGCGUAACAUAUCAUGUUCCAGGGAAGUCAUCCUCGCUGCCGGGGCAAUCAGGUCUCCCGUCCUUCUCCAGGUCUCGGGCAUCGGUCCUGCCCCGAUUAUCUCGUCGAUCAACGUUCCCCUACAGAUUGACCUCCCGGGAGUUGGUUAUAAUCUCCAGGAUCAUGGCAUGGUUGGGGCGUUUUACAACUACAGCAGCCCCGACAUAUUCACCGCAAACGACAUAACCGGCGACGUCCUCCACGACACAGAAGCCCUCUACUUCAACAACAAAACCGGCCCCUGGACAGCCCCUCUAAUCUCCACAGCCGCCUUCCUGCCCCUCCGCGCCCUCACACCGGGCUGGUCCGCCCUCCUCGACGCCGCCACCCCCGCGCCACCGACCCAGCAGCAGCAGCAGCACCCGGCCCUCGCGCGCGGCCACGCCCUCCAGCGGCAGAUCACGCUGGCGCAGCUCCGCCGCCCCGACGCCGCCGCCGCGGAGCUGAUGGCCGACAGCGCCGGCACGCUGACGGCGUCGGUGCUGCGGCCGCUCAGCAGGGGUCACGUGCGCGCCGCCCUUGUCGCCGCCGGUGAGGUCGAAGUGGAGGUGGAGGUGGACCCGCGGUACUGCGCCGACGCGGCCGACUGCGCCGUCAUGGUGGCGGCGCUGCGCUUCGGCGGCCGCGUCGCGUCCACGGCCGCGGUGCGCGAGCUGGAGCCCCGGCCGCGGUGGCCGUGGGUGCCGCCGGAGACGGAGACGGAGACGGAGACGGAGACGGAGGAGCAGGCCGAGGCGCGCCUCCUGUCGGCGGCCCAGGUCGGGCUGCGCACGGGGUUCCACCCCUGCGGCACGACGGCCAUGAUGCCGCCGGACCUGGGCGGCGUCGUGGGGCCGGACCUGCGCGUGCACGGGGCCGCGAACCUGCGCGUCGUCGACGCGGGCGUCAUGCCGCUCAUCCCGGCGGCGCACCUGCAGGCUGCGGUUUAUGCUGUUGCUGAGAAGGCUGCAGACUUGAUCAAGCAGACAUAUGACCUCGACGGAGGCGAUGCAGCCGGGCCCGAAGGGUUCCCACCACUACCCGGCGCUGGCGGUAUGCCCGGUUGUCGUUUGCGCGAGUGCUCUAAGCAUGGACCGCAUUAA
Molecule: messenger RNA, 2167 nt
Organism: Phialemonium atrogriseum
Lineage: Eukaryota; Fungi; Ascomycota; Sordariomycetes; Cephalothecales; Cephalothecaceae
Product: alcohol oxidase
Exons: 9
Coding region: 146-2167 (673 amino acids)
Biological process (GO): secondary metabolite biosynthetic process
Molecular function (GO): flavin adenine dinucleotide binding; oxidoreductase activity, acting on CH-OH group of donors
Source: RefSeq, a predicted model, not a curated record